This is a messenger RNA of Plasmodium vivax (malaria parasite P. vivax), 1215 nucleotides long. RefSeq lists its product as hypothetical. The transcript has 4 exons. The coding region runs from base 1 to 1215 and encodes 404 amino acids. Gene Ontology annotation, cellular component: Mon1-Ccz1 complex; intracellular membrane-bounded organelle. NCBI's taxonomy places the organism in Eukaryota, Apicomplexa, Aconoidasida, Haemosporida, Plasmodiidae. Gene Ontology annotation, biological process: vesicle-mediated transport. The record is from RefSeq and is a predicted model, not a curated record.
AUGGUUUACAAUUAUUUGGUGUCCUACGGGGGGACGGUAAACAAUUUAAAGCUAAAUCAGCCCCCCUUUAGGAAAAUUGCGUCCUCCGCUGCCAUCAACGCGAAUGGAGGCCUGUCCAGCUUCGCCCGGUGCAACACGAUCGACGAGAAGAAUGCCUUUCUCCUGGGGAUUAAGAAAUCGUCCAUCUUCAUGCCGGUGGUGAGCCUCGGUGCGGAGAAGAAGCACAAACUGGUGGCAUUCAUUUACAAGGGUAUCCUCCUCGUGCUGCUCAUCAAGGGGAGCACCAUCAAGGACGAGGACUAUGACAUUCUAAUUGACGUUCAAAACAAAUGCGCAAAUGAAAAUUCCAGCAGCAUAUACAGCUUAUGCAAGUUGAAUGAAAUCCUCUCCGUGCAGUUUAAAAAGUACCUAAACCAGGAUGACCCAGUCAGGUACUUUUAUUACAACCAUUUUAGCAACUCCAUCAAAUACUCCAUUAAUAAUAAAAAGAUAACUAAUGAGGAGCUUUUCCUAGUCGCGGAUUUCCACUUCCUUCUUCAAGACUCAGAAAAGAGGCAAAGUCAAAUCAAGUGGAACAAAAGGGGGUCCGCCAUGGCAAAGGAAAAGGAACACUUGUCGAAGGAACUCUUCAAUUUUGAGAAUCAGUGCAUUCAUAAAGAUGCCCCGAAAAAUGGGCAGCCGCUAUACGGGGGAAAUCAAAGGGAGAGUUCCACUCCACAUAGUGGGCAGCAUGCACAGGAUGGUAAAGGGGGGAACACCAAUGAGGGGCACAAUCAGGUGGCAGCAUCCCUCAUGGAGAACCCCCAAGUGAAGAGCGAUAAUACUCUUAAAAGUGGCCACCUAACAAGAGAGCAAAAAGGCGAAACGAAGGAUCUCCCUAUCGGAAGUGAUAGCGUAAAAAAGUGCCAACCCACCACCAGCGAAACAGAAAGAGUGCAAACCGCUGCAGGUGGUAAUACUGGGGGGGAGAAAAAAAAAAAACUGAAGUUAGUUUACAACGAGGAGUUAAAGAAGAAGCUGUUUGAAGACACUAGUGAUGAUGUUAAAAUUGAGAAAAUAUUUUACAAAGAGGCAAGUGGGCCCUGGAUUUUUGCCAAGAAGACUCUGCAGAGGGAACUGUUCAUCUUCCCCGACGACUCGAAGAUUUCCCUCUCCAAGGCGCAGCACGACGUGCGCCACUUAAUGGACCUCCAUUUUGCAAACAUAUACGUUUAG